CACCCAUACAAAUCGGGCGGAUGUAUAAAAUACACGAGAUUUGGAUUCUAUUGCGAGCAAAAUAAUUUACAACGGAAAGAAAAAUUGCCUCCCAGGAAAAAUUGCACAGAAAAUGAUACUCCAAAGUGUUCUUCUAUAUUGAAACAAGAAAGACAUGGAUAACACAGAAUUACUAUUUUUUGACACAUUUUCACACGACAUUUCAGAGGAACUUAACUUAGAUUUAGUGCAGUUUCCGAAACCUGUAUAUAUUAGCGAAGUUAGAAUUAUUCCACUGGGUGCUAGAGUACAAGCAGAUUUUCCUGGGGGUGUUCGUUUGGGAGCAACAAAUCCAUCACAAUUUGAAAUUGAAUUUUUUGUAAACGAUUUAAGUAAGCCUGGAGCUUCUACAUUUGAAUCUCUAGGAGAACUAGAAUACAAACAAAAUAUUCAUAUUCAAUUGGAAUGUGAGAGAAAGCAGAUUCCCACGGAUGGGUUGGUAUUAAGAGGAUGGUAUACUACCAUCACUUUAGCUGUAUAUGGAACAUUGACAAAGUCUUUGAAUAAUCCUCAAGAAGUUAUUAGUUCAGCUGCUGGUUCUGCAGCUUGUGCGAGUGGAUUAGAGGAAGUUAUAGAAAAUACUACUCAAAUUUCAGAACAGCAAUCUGAGUGGUAUUAUGAGAAUCAAGCGCAGACUAAUUCAAGUGAAACAUGUGUGGCAGCAACACCACCACCUCCUAUACAACCAAUACAAACAGUAGAAUCAUCCAGAAAUUCAACAUCAGAUACUGGAAAAACAGAUGUAGGACAUUGGGAAGAAGAUGGUACCAGUGGUACUCUAAAAUCUGUGAAACGUCCUUCUUCACCACCUUCUGAAUCUUUGGUAUCUUUAAGUCCUGAAUCAAUAUCAGCAGAGGAAGAAGAAGGAGACCAGGAUGGUGGUGACCAAGAAACAGGAGAACCAUUCGAACCUAUAUUAUCCGAUGAAGAUAUAAUGGCAGAUGACAUACCACCCACUACAGAAUAUGAAUGUGAAAAUGUGCAAUUAGAUGACAUUUAUUCGUUAAGUCCACCUGAUUUAUUGGAGCUAGAAAAAUCAGUGAAUAUCAUCGAAGAAUACACUAUUAGCAAUGAAAUGUUGGAUAAGAUACACGAAAUAUUUCAGUCUUUAUCAAAGUCAGUUUUACAUUUUAAUAAUGCAUCUGGUCAGGAGAAAGAGACAUUCGUUCAUAAUUGCGAGACUUUAUGCACAAUACUUAGCCCUUUUUAUUUAAAUAGUUCAGAUUUUAAUGACUUAACCAAUAUCGUGAAUGCAGGCUUAGAUAUGGAUCUUGCUCGUGCUCAACCUCAACCAGCUUAUAAAGUUCGCCACGUCAAAGUUGGUGUACGACUAGCAGAAGCUUUAUGUAAACUUUUACAAGGUCCAGAUAUACUGUUAAAAGUAGAUGCCCCUUAUAAAUUAUUAGCAUUAUGCAUGCGCGAAAACGUAGCGCUUCCCGUAAAACUUUCUGCUCUUCGUACAUUAGAUGCUGCAUUGAUAAGUCCUAUAAUUGUUCAAGAGUUUCUUAAGUCAAAAAGUAAUCUAUAUAAAAAUGCUUUAAUGAUGUUAGACACGGCUAAGUUAGCAAGAUUGAAAUAUGCCUUGAGUUCAUUAUUACGGAAAGUACAUACUUACGAAUUUCUUGAUGAAAUGAAAGAACUCAACGAAUUUGCUGUGACCGAAUUAACAAAUACGUAUGUAUGUGCACCAACAUUAAUGGCUCAACCAAAACGUCAGCUUCCAGCUGGAGCCCAAAUGGAAUUCGAACGAGAACAAAAUCGAAAUCCACGAUGUCACUUGAUAGCAUACUUCGAGCAUCAUAAACUCUUAUAUCACGUUCUUGUGACACUUACUUCUCCAAAAUCAGAUAUAAAUUUAAUUAAAGCUACUCGACAUUUUCUUUUACGUAUUUCAGAUACAAAAGAAGGUUUACUAUAUUUACUGAAAGAACCAGAAAUUACUAAAUUAAUUUUGAAAGCUUUAAAGUGCGCAUUACCCGGCGCAGGGUCCGUCUUAGCUUGGCGGCUUCAAGUCGUACAAUGUUUAUUACAUUUAAAAUAUCAACCUUCUGAUUGGUUGGCUUUAAAGAAGCUUCAUUCCUUUCUAAUAUUUCCCGAAGGUUUACAAGCUAUAAUAACAGUUCUUUCAACAGGGGAAUUUAUUGAUAUUUUAAUCCCCUAUCUAUCCGAUCCAAAUCUUUGUGAAUUCUCAGCAGAGAUUAUAUCAGCAACCGUUCGUUAUUCCGAUCGAAUAGAAGUAUUUCAAAAUCGUGCCACAAUUAUUCUAGAAAAGUCGCGGGCUCAGGCUGUUUUAAAAGACAUUACAUCGUACAUGACUACAGCAGCACAACCUGCUCAUUGGAAUUAUGGAGAUGUUUCUCAGCUCGUUGCAUGCAUUAAGAAAAGUGCAGAUAAAGCAGCCUCUCUUCCUGGACAAUUAAUUACCGCAUGUAGAAUUUUAUAUUAUCUUGUUUUUCCUUCUAAUAAUGAUGUGGAUCCAAUGGAGCCUUACAUCGAAUUAAAAUAUAGAAAUGCAUUGACUCAGUUAUUUGCUGCCGAUGGUUUAACAGCUCUUAUCGCUGUUAUGGCAAAUAUUUCAGAAUUUUAUGAACAACCAUUUUUGCACCGUGCAGCUCUAACAGGUCGGAGAGGUUUAGCAUUAGUUGCAUUGCUUCUUCCAUGUGUGAAAUUAACGCGGGCAUUGCUAGAACGUCUUGUAAAAUGUAUGGCAACAGACUUCAAAGAUUUGACGGCUGUAGUACCAUUACUUGGCGUUUAUUCGUUAGUUGAAGCCAUUCCUACCGUUCGAAUUGUGCAAACAUUGUCUGAAGAAAUAGUAGAAACACUUUUAGUUUUUACGCAAGCCGUGGAUUCAGAUGGAUCAGGAAAUGUAGCAAAAUCAUUGUGGACACAGAUGCUAGGUGAAGUUCUAAAAAUGGUUUCUCUUAGUCCAUGUAAUUUUAUACCUGGCUUGAAACUUUUAACAAGACUGUUACCACCUGUUUUAACUUUAAAGGAAACAAUAAUUGAGGAUGCUGCUCGUGUCCUAGGCUUUAGAAAAUUAUGGUCUGCUCACUUACAGGCUCAAGCUAAUAAUUUGAUUGAAACGUUACGUUUGCUUUGCGCUAGUUGGAACAAAGAUUUACUAAUUCUUCUUUCAAAAGUAUGCAAACAGUUAAGUGAUUUAGCAGCACCUACAGCUUUACUUGUAGGUAGAUGUUUAUUAGAUGGUAUGAUAGCCUCGUCUUCCCUAGAAAAUAAUGUUUUAAUUCUUGGGUUACUCAGCGAGCUUGCAAGACACGCACCUAUGAAAGCUACUUUGUUAACUUUAACUAGUCCCGCUUCUAGAGCACAAGUAAAAUCCGAUCAAAAAUAUCCACCUGUUAUCGAGAUGAUGUGCACAGUGCUUAAAAAUACAAGUAACAUUCGGAUUCAAUAUGAAAUCCUUGACAUCUUUGAAACAUUAUGCGAUUGUACACUAAGUCUUAUGCAGGAAGAUGCAAAUGAACCUUUUGAAAAAAGGCUCACUCAUUCAGUACCAAGCAAGGAACCCCUAUUAUCUAUUCUGGCUGCACUCAUCGACAUACUAGCGACUAGUACAAAAUUUGAAACUGAAGUGCUACAUAGUACACUUCGAAUACUUUCGUCUCUUAGCAGCCAUAACUACGGUUUAUAUCACGUGAAAAGCUGUUUAGAAAAUAAUCCCGAUGCAUUACGAUCAUUAUUAGAGCAUAUCUCUGUAUUAGAAGAUCCUGAGGCUCAAGCUAUCGUAGAUUUAACUAUAACGUUCUUAGAAAAUUUAAUUGCGUCUGAAUCACAGGGAAGAUCUUUAUAUCUACGUGUACAACAACUAGCAUCAUUGAUAUCAUGGGAUAAAAAUGAUCAUCCCUUGGAAAAGAUAAAAAGUGCACAAGAGUUAGUAGAAAUUUUGAAGUCUGCAGAAGACAAAGAAGAAAAGGAACCAAUUCCAGAAAUGUUAGAACCAUUAUUGCCAACUCCAGAAGCUUUAUUGAAUCAAUUUUCUCAGCGAUGUUUAGGAACUCCAGAUCUUGCUUCUAAACGACCGAAGAAAUUUACAUUUACGUCACCCAGUCAAACACCAAGCGAAAAUACAGUGGAUUUGUUAGCCCUUGCAGCUGAAUUACUUCCUGCUGAUUUUAAUCUACUAACAGAAGCUCAAAGUUUAUGCUCUAAAGCACCUCCUGAUGAUGCUACUCAACCACUACAAUCGAAAACUCAAGCCGACGAUCAAGAAACUAGAGACAUUCAAAAGCAAUCAACAUCACCUGUUUCUAAAGUAAAACAACCGUUUGUUACGCCUAUGAGAGGUAGAACGCAAUUUACCAAUUCUUUAAGGGGUGGACCUGUCGUGGGAAGUGUAGGUAGAGGGGCAGAUCCAUUUAGAUCCAGACCACCAAACACUUCGCGACCACCAUCUCUUCAUGUUGAUGAUUUCGUAGCAUUAGAAACAUGUGGAGCACAACCAACAGGACCUACAGGUUAUAACAAACUUAGUAUCCGCGGGACCUGUCCUUCUCGAGCGAUCAAUGCAGGAACAAGAAGUAGACCUUGGGCACAAGAAACACGACCUCCUUACCUCCGUUAAUUUUGUAUUUAGUUAAAAAGAAAUAAUGUUUAUUCGUAAUAACACUGAUUUUGUAAUUUGCCAUUUACAAUGCAAUUGAAGAUUUCAUAAUAAUAAAUUUAAUAUAUGAUACAGUA
Hylaeus volcanicus is the source of this 4740-nucleotide messenger RNA. RefSeq names its product protein virilizer (gene vir). Gene Ontology annotation, molecular function: RNA binding. The record is from RefSeq and is a predicted model, not a curated record. Bases 155 to 4624 code for a protein of 1489 amino acids. Gene Ontology annotation, cellular component: RNA N6-methyladenosine methyltransferase complex. The transcript is spliced from 6 exons. Lineage: Eukaryota; Metazoa; Arthropoda; Insecta; Hymenoptera; Colletidae.